AUGAGACGAAUUGCUACACUGAUCUUACUACUGCUACAGAAUGCCUUUGCACAUCGUGGAGCCACUACCGAAGAACAAUUUAGGACAAGCUCUCCAAACUUAAAAUCAUUUAGCAGUUCAACACAUGUUCAAUCAACAGCAUCAUCCAUUAAAAAUCAAAAUUUGGAAGUUGACGUAAUGCAAAAAUUGCAUCAUUUGCAAAAAAAAGUUGACGAAAUUUUGGAAUGCUGCAAAAACAAUUGCCCCGGGAAGAAUGAUACUGUCAAGGAGGAAAUCUGCAAUGAGAAAUUAACAACGCCAAAGUUCAGGUCAAAGACUGUAAAAAUGGUACUCCCGAUACGGAAAUGUGUUCUUUGUCCUUGUCCAACAACUUCAACAAAUUGUCCAGUAAUGCCUGUUGACCACUGUCCAUGCAAUGUACAAAUUCGUCACCUUUUACCAUGUCCUAUCACUUCAGCAGAAGUGAUAGUACCUCUGGACGAUAAGGCAGCAAUCGAAUAUCUUCGAAAACUUGGAUAUGUGGAAGAAUUCAAUUUAUCAACUGCAAAUAUUUGUCAUCCAACAGACUUACCGGCCAGUAUAUUGUCGCCAGAUGAAGUUGCAAAUUAUGAUCUAAUACAACCAUCUUGUUUCGAUAAAACAGGAGCAGUGGUACCAAUACCAAUGCAAUCAUUUCAGGAUACAUUUUAUGCUCAUCAACAAAUACCCAUUCCGCUUUUAGCAAAUUAUAUACCACAACAACCUGUAUUUGGUGGAAUAAGUGGCAUGAAACCAAUGAAUUUCGCGCUUAUGCCUCCGCAGCAGGAAAAACAGCAACGGAAUAUGCCUUCCGGAACGGAUGAGCAACCUAAAUUGACAGAUUUAUUUCCAUCUUCAUCUGACACUCAAUUAAAGAUGAAUAACCGACCAACGACAACUAAGGGAAGGAUGGUUUGUUCAUUGGAUGAUAGGAAACAGUCGAAGGGUGUUGUUCGUCGCCAUAUAAUUCAAGGCGACUAUCGAGCUCCAAUUGGAAAAAAAUUUGUUCACAAAACAGCGGAAAAAUCGAGUAAAGCAACGACAAAAUACUCCGAACCACGCAAGAAAACACCAUAUGAACUGUGGGCUGAUCAGAUCAUUGAUAUGGGCAUUCGGAAUAUAAGGCGAGAAUUUAUCAAUACAGUAAGAACAUAUAAUCCAUCUGGCACGACGAACGCAUGGGAAGAUG
Acanthocheilonema viteae is the source of this 1207-nucleotide messenger RNA. Lineage: Eukaryota; Metazoa; Nematoda; Chromadorea; Rhabditida; Onchocercidae. The record is from the annotation of a GenBank genome assembly.